Molecule: messenger RNA, 1391 nt
Organism: Exophiala mesophila
Lineage: Eukaryota; Fungi; Ascomycota; Eurotiomycetes; Chaetothyriales; Herpotrichiellaceae
Exons: 2
Coding region: 95-1318 (407 amino acids)
Source: RefSeq, a predicted model, not a curated record
CUCUUUCAACAACUUGAGGGCACAUCCCUGUCCACCCUUUGUUGUCUCCGGCCCUACCAUCUUAUAGAAAUUCAAGGCCAUAGUCCAAGUAACCAUGGACGUCCGACUUCACGCCUAUCACCCCACACGAGUACUCCUACUUCUCGAAUAUAUCCCAACCUCAACUUCAACUCCAAAAUCCACACUUUCGCAACCGCCCAAUGUCCUCCUUUUCAUUGGUGGAAUGUAUGACAAUUUUCGUUCUCCGCGCUAUGUAGAUGACAUUGCGAAGCUGUUCCCAAGAGAUGUUGCCGGUACUGGCGGUGUUGUUGACGACGUUACCCAAAAAUGGAGUGUCUUCCAUGUUCAACUUUCAUCCGCGGGAAGGGCUUUUGGAAUUGGUGGAUUGGAUCGCGAUGUUUCGGAGAUCAGCGAAGCCAUCACCUACAUUCGUAACAACAUCAUCAACUCUCCAUCCGCCCCUGUUGUCAUCAUGGGUCAUAGUACCGGCUGCCAAGACUCUAUGCACUACCUCUGCUCUUCUCUAUCUUCAAAUACAAAAUCCUCCUCUUCCUCCCGUCCUCCCAUCUCUGGUAUAAUCCUCCAGGCGCCAGUAUCCGAUCGGGAGGCCAUACUUGACGGCGUUCGCCAUGAUGCAAGAGCAGCAUCUGCGUAUAACGACGCAUUGGCGUUCUGUAAAGCAACACCAAACAAGGCUCACUCCAAAACACUCUUGCCCUGGAAUCUCACCAUACCCAUAUUGGGUCCUGUCCCUUUGACUGUCACACGAUUCCUCAGCUUGGCUUCCCCUGAAAGCCCCUCAAAUCCAGCUCAGGAUGAUUAUUUCUCUUCAGACCUGGGGGAUGAUGUUUUCAAAGGCACUUUCGGAAAAUUGGCCGCAUGCGAGUGGGUUCUGACUCCGACUAAGCCAGCGGACAACACAGAUGGUGGAGGAAAACGCCAAUCGAAAUCCAUGCUCAUCCUCAUAUCUGGAGAUGAUGAGCAUGUAAGCUCCGACAUCAACAAACUGCAGCUACUCUCUCGCUGGACCAAGGCUGUCGAGUCGCAGUCAACUGAGGAAAGCCCAGCCAUAGUCUCUCCCCAUUCCCAAGUGGUGGAGCAUGCCUUGCAUGACAUAUCCGGGGACAGUAUCGAGGCCAGGACUGCCAGAUUGGUAGAAAUGAGAGCCGCAGUUCUGAAAUAUCUAAAUGAUGUGGUGGGCGACGUUUAUGGACAUGAGCACGGUGAUAGCAAAGACGAUUACUCGCCUUGGGGCAUUUGGAAAAGGGACAAAGAAGCCAUUGAAGCGGAGAAAGGACUCCAGGGAGUAAAACUGUGAGAGAUGAAUUCCAUAAUUCCAUAGAUGGUAGCCUUUAGUGGCCCUCACAUAUCAAUUAAGACACAUUGAGCAC